Callithrix jacchus (white-tufted-ear marmoset) is the source of this 5656-nucleotide messenger RNA. The record is from RefSeq and is a predicted model, not a curated record. NCBI's taxonomy places the organism in Eukaryota, Metazoa, Chordata, Mammalia, Primates, Cebidae.
UCCCCCACUCCGCUCCCGGCCCUCCCCCCGCCACGCCCGCCUCCAGGCACUGAGGGACACGCUGAGGGCAAGUGCGCUGAGGGUGAGUGAGCGGCGGGAUCGGCUGACCUUUGGCCCCUCGGCCGGCGCCCUAGAUUAAGGUGCCAGACAGAACCUAUCAGUGUGAAUGCACCAUUCCAGGCAGUGAAAACAGGCUCAGCACAGAAUCAGCAGCAGCAGGAAACCUCGAGACUUCUUCCUAGCUCUGUCUUCCUCCCACCUCUGCUCCUAAUUCCCUUAUUCUCUGGGCCUCAGAUUGUUUUUCUUUUUCACGAGCUCCCCUCGCCGCCCCGCGCCGCCCCGCCUCCCAGGCUCGGGCUCUGGUUCCAACACCUCAGCGCCAAGCAGUGGAGGCGGGGAGGACUCCCGCAGCUUGCCGCCCGGGGCCUCCGACUCGUCCUGAAUCGGCCCGCCCUGAGGGGCGUGAGGAGGGGAGGGGCUGCGGACUUAGGACUCUAGCCGGGAGACCGCCUCCUGCCCAGAGCUGGAGCCCGCAACCCGCUCAGGCGGCGACGGAGCCAUGUCGGCGCUGCUGGGGCUCUGGCCCGAGCUUCGGGACACCUGCACCUCGCUGGGACUGAUGCUAUCGGUCGUGCUGCUCGUGGGGCUGGCCCGCGUGGUCGCCCAGCAGCAGCUGCACAGGCCAGUGGCCCACGCCUUCGUGCUGGAGUUUCUAGCUACCUUCCAGCUCUGCUGCUGCACCCACGAGCUGCAACUACUGAGCGAGCAGCACCCUGCGCACCCAACCUGGACGCUGACGCUCGUCUACUUCUUCUCGCUGGUGCAUGGCUUGACUCUGGUGGGCACGUUCAGCAACCCGUGCGGCGUGAUGAUGCAGAUGAUGCUGGGGGGCUUGUCCCCCGAGACGGGUGCGGUGAGGCUGUUGGCUCAGCUGGUUAGUGCCCUGUGUAGCAGGUACUGCACAGGCGCCCUCUGGAGCUUGGGUCUGACCCAUUAUCACGUCAGCGAGAGGAGCUUCGCUUGCAAGAAUCCCAUCCAAGUCGACUUGUCCAAAGCGGUCAUCACAGAGGCCGUCUGCUCCUUUCUCUUCCACAGCGCUCUGCUGCACUUCCAGGAGGUCCGCGCCAAGCUUCGUAUCCACCUGCUGGCUGCGCUCAUCACCUUUUUGGUCUAUGCAGGAGGAAGUCUAACAGGAGCUGUAUUUAAUCCAGCUUUGGCACUUUCGCUACAUUUCAUGUGUUUUGAUGAAGCAUUCCCUCAGUUUUUUAUUGUAUACUGGCUGGCUCCUUUUUUAGAUGGAGUUUCUCUCUUGUUCAGGCUGGAGUUUAAUGGUGUGAUCUCAGCUCACCACAACCUCCGCCUCCCAGGUUCAAGCGAUUCUCCUGCCUCAGCCUCCUGAGUAGAUGGGAUUAUAGGUAUGCACCACCACACCUAGCUAAUUUUGUAUUUUUAGCAGAGACAAGAGUUUCUCAAUGUUGGUCAGACUGGUCUCGAACUCCUGAACUCAGGUGAUCCACCCACCUUGGCCUGCCAAAGUACUGGGAUUACAGGCAUGAGCCACCACACCCAGCCCCUUAUGCAUUACUUAUAUAAAGUUAUCAGCAUUUCUUGAUUUUGUUUAGUCAUCUGUUUUAAGCCUGAUUAUAACUCAUAACUGUAAGUGAAUAUGAAGAUGCUUGGCCCUCCACUAAUUCACUCUUCUGUUUAUCCAACAGCAUAUUGUUUCUUGUUAGUCAUUUUGUUUAAACACACACACACACACAAGGGAAAAGUGCUACAACAGGUUUCAAUAGUCAAUCACACUUUAUUCUUCCUGUUCACCUUCCAUUCCUCUAUCUCACAUUUAGUGUUUUUUAUGCGCAGUAAUAUCUAUAGGCCUAAACAUGAAGAAUAUCCAAGAAAAACUGAUUUUAAAUGCUAGUAAUGCAGGCCAGGUGUGGUGGCUCAUGCCUGUAAUCCCAGCACUAUGGGAGGCCGAGGCAGGUGGAUCACCUGCAGUCGGGAGUUCAAGACAAGCCUGACCAACAUGGAGAAACCCCGCCUCUACUAAAAAUACAAAAAAUUAGCUGGGCAUGGUGGCACAUGCCUGCAUUCUCAGCUACUCGGGAGGCUGAGGCAGGAGAAUCACUUGAGCCCCAAGAGUUGGGAGGCUGCAGUGAGCUGAAAUCUCGCCAUUGCACACUAGCCUGGGUAACAGGAGCAAAACUCCAUCUCAAAAAAAAAAUGCUAGUAAUGGCCAGGCACUGUGGCUCACACCUGUAAUCCCAACACUUUUAAAGCCUGAGGUGGGCAGAUCAUGAAGUCAAGAGAUCCAGACCAUGACCAUCCUGGCCAACAUGGUGAAACCCUGUCUUUACUAAAAAUACAAAAAUUAGCUGGGCAUGGUGGCGUGCGCCUGUGGUCCCAGCUACCUGAGAGGCAGAGGCAGCAGAAUCACUUGAACCCAGGAGGCAGACGUUGUAAUGAACCAAGAUUGUGCCACUGUACUCCAGCCUGGAGACAAAGCGAAACUCUAAAAAAAAAAAAUACUAGUAAUAUAGCCUUUUGUCACUUCUACAGAGUGCUAGUAUUUUCCGAUAACUUCUUUAAAGAAAAAUUUCCUCUGUUUUUAAUUUUGAAGUUAAAAAGGUCACUAAUGUAAAGAAGUUAACAAAGAUCACUAAUUGGGCAGGCCUACUGGUAGUUUUUAUCUGAAAAAAUUAUCCUAGUAUGUCUGGACACUAACAUAUAUUAAUAUGAUUUGUUACUGUGCUCCAACUACAAUUGUAACAGUAGGCUAAGGCAGAGGUCCCCAACCCCCAGGCUGCAGACCAGUACACUCCGUGGCCUGUUAGAAACCAGGCUGCACAGCAGGUGAGCCAAAGUCAAGCCUACAAGCUCCAUCUCCUGUCAGAUCAGCAGAGACUGUAGAUUCUCACAGGAGCGUGAACUUUAUUGUGAACUGAACAUGUGAACAAUCUAGGUUACACACUCUUUAUGAGAAUCUAAUGCCUGAUGAUCCGAGAUAGAACAGUUUCAUCCCAAAACUAUGCCCCUAGUCCAUGGAAAAACUGUCUUCCAGGAAACCAGUCCCUGGUGCCAAAAAGGUUGCGGAUUGCAAUGUUAAGGAAUUAUUUCAUCCAUUACUUGAAAGAACAUUAAAAAGUAGUUAGGCAGGCUGGAUGUGGUGGCUCAUGCCUGUAAUCCCAGCACUUUGGGAGGCCAAGGUGAGUGGAUCAUCUGAAGUCAGGAGUUCGAGACUAGCCUGGGCAAUGGAAAUACAAAAAUUAGCCAGCUGUGAUGGUAUGUGCCUGUAAUCCCAGCUACUCAGGAGGCUGAGGCAGAAGAAUCACUUGAACUCAGGAGGCAGAGUUUGCAGUGAGCUGAAAUCGCACCAUUACACUUUAGUCUGGGCGAUACAGUGAGACUCCAUCUCCAAAAAAAAGGACACAAGCACAGUGGCACAUGCCUAUAGUCCCAGUUACUUGGGAGGCUGAGAUAGGAGAAUUACUUGAGCCCAGGAGUUCAAGGCCAUCUUGGGUAACAUAGCAAAACCACAUGUCUAAAAAAUAAAUUUUAAGCUGAGCUGAGUGCGGCGGCUUACGCCUGUAAUCUCAGCACUUUGAGAGGCCAAGGUGGGUGGAUCACCUGAGGUUUGGAGUUCGAGACCAGCUUGACCAACAAAGAGAAACCUCGUCUCUACUAAAAAUACAAAAUCAGCCAGGCUUCAUGGCACAUGCCUAUAAUCCCAGUUACUUGGAAGGCUGAGGCAGGAGAAUCACUUGAACCCAGGAGGCAGAGGUUGCGGUGAGCAGAGAUCAUGCCAUUGCACUCCAGCCUGGGCAACGAGCAAAACUCUGUCUCAAAAAAAAAAAAAAGAAAAAAGAAAAAAAGAAAGAGCAAUCCCAAGACAUCCAUCUUCUUUCCUUCUUGACCAAGCAGGAAGCAAUCUAUUCUUGGGAGUCAUAGUCCAUAUUCUUUCUUGUUUCUCAUCACAGCAGAGAUGAGAGGAAUUAUAAUUCCUCUAAUGGCCCCUGCCAUCUUCCCAAUUUAAAAAUUUAGAAACGUGACUAUAAGGAUGUAUAUGUAGCCUGGCAUGGUAGUGCACGCAUAUAGUCCCAGCUACUUUGCAGUCUGAGGUAGGAGAAUCACCUUAGCCGGGAAGUCAAGGCUGCAGUGAGCUGAGAUCGCACCACUGCACUCCAGCCUGAGUGAUGCGAGUAUGACCCUGUCUCAAAAAAAAAGUAUAUAGAAUUCUCCAGUUCAUACUGUGAAAACUGGAAAAUUCCAUUUGCUUCCAUGAAACUGCAAUUCCAUUUUUGGAAAAAGUUUUAAAUGUAGCGUCUUAUUUUCUAGUUCGGACUUUAUAAAAAAUGAGAAAAUUUGUGGGUCAGUUAACACAGAGGUUGUUUCUGAUUUUUUUUUUCUCACUUAAAGCCUUCGGUUGCAAACAGACUCAUAUUUCAAAAAUAUGUUAAAGUAUCUAACUGCUUGCCAAAUCUUAAGGUUUUUGUUAUUACAAAUAGGAGAACAUAAUUUCAAAUCUGUGUGUGACAAAACUUGUUUGUAAUGUGAAUUUAAACUGACCUAGGACUUUAAACCUAAAUACAUUCAUAUUAAGAUGAAAAAUUUACCACUGCAAAUUUACCUUUUAGGAUAGUGACUUGACCUCUUGGCUCACUCUCCUCAGUCCCUAUUUCACAUUGAAAAAUUAACCAACAACUACAUGACAGAUUUCUCUGUUGUAAUCUCAGAAAUGAAGAUUACUAAUAUGUGAAUUUUCAAAACAUUUUGGGCUGGGUGCAGUGACUCACACCUGUAAUCCUAGCACUUUGGGAGGCUAAGGCAGGUGGAUCACCUGAGGUCAGGAGUUCAAAACCAACAUCGAGAAACCCCAUCUCUACUAAAAAUACAAAAAUUAGCCAAGCAUGGUGGCAUGUGCCUGUAGUCCCAGCUAUUCUGGAGGCUGAGGCAGGAGAAUCAUUUGAACCCAGGGGCAGAAGUUGCAGUGAGCCAAGAUCAUGCCACUUCACUCCAGCCUGGACAAAAGAGCGAAACCGUCUUAAAAACAAACAAAAAUUUUGUAUUGUAUUUAAGAUUUAAACUUCCAGCAUCGACUGAAAUUUUGUUUUAGGUAUUUUAUUUGCUUGACACAUCUCUAAAAGCAUUUAAUGAUCAGUUAAAUAAGGCUGAGAUAAAAAAAAUGUUUAAGCUGUUAAUGGUUGAGACUAAUAAAAAGAGACUGGAGAAAGUACCUAACAUUGUUUUCAUUUGAGCAUUCCAAGUGAAAACUCAGUGCUUUCAGUUGCUUUAUUCUCCAGGUACAUUCCUGGGGCACAGAGGGAAGGGAGAGUGUUGCAUUUUAAAGAGGAGAAAAUGAAGACCCAAGUCUAGAAUUUCUCACUCAGGAAGUCAGUAACAGAGCCAGAACUAAAACUAUACAUCUUUGGAUUUGGUUUAUCCUUUGAAUUCAUUGUUUAGAUCCUAUUGGUUUUACCAAAUGUACACUGUUUUUAAGGAUUCACAGCUGAAGAAAAACUAAGAAUAUGAGAUUUAAAUAUCUAACAAGUUUCAUAUAGAAUUGAUGUGGCCAAUUCUUUAAGCAUAGCUUUCCAAACAUCUAGGUAUAUAAUUGUAUGUAAUCUUAAAUUAUACCCACUUAGUGAUUAUAAACUUC